Messenger RNA from Rhopilema esculentum, 4002 nucleotides. NCBI's taxonomy places the organism in Eukaryota, Metazoa, Cnidaria, Scyphozoa, Rhizostomeae, Rhizostomatidae. The record is from RefSeq and is a predicted model, not a curated record.
AUCUCUGGAAAUUUCUACACGUUCUUGGAUGAGAAUGAGAUGUUACCUGAAGAACAAAAAGGCUGUAAAAGAAAUAGCAGGGGUACAAAGGAUCAGCUUCUGGUGGAUAAGACGAUUCUUGCUGAUUGUAAAAGGAGGCAUAAAAACUUAGCCAUGGCGUGGGUUGACUAUAAGAAAGCCUACGACAUGGUUCCCCACAGCUGGAUAAUAGAAUGUCUAAGGCUCUAUAGAGUAUCAGCAAUGUUGUUAACUUUAUAGGAAGAUCGAUGACCAACUGGAAAGUACAACUGACAUCGUGUAGGGAAACUCUAGGGCUUGUAAACAUUCGCAGAGGAAUAUUCCAAGGAGACAGCCUAUCACCACUUUUGUUCGUCAUUUGCAUGAUACCCCUUACCGAAGUCCUCAGAAAAGUCAAAAUGGGAUAUACAUUGGAUGGUGUUAAGAUCAAUCACCUGUUGUUCAUGGACGACUUGAAGUUGUUCGCGAAAAACGAGAAUGAAAUUGACAGUCUAACAUCUACUGUCAACCUUAUUAGUCAAGAUAUAGGAAUGGAAUUUGGGAUAAAAAAGUGUGGUGUUGUGACCUUAAGAAGGGGAAAAUUAACAGAAAGUGCAGGGAUUGAACUUGUCAAUGGGGAAAAGAUCAAGGAGGUUGGUGAAGAAGGAUAUAAGUAUCUGGGAAUAACAGAGUUGGAUAGAAUAAAAGAAGAGGACAUGAAGAAAAUAUUUCAAAGAGAAUAUUUCAGAAGGGUUAGACUUGUCAUGCAGUCAAAACUCAAUGGAAGGAAUAAGAUUAAAGCAACAAAUACCUGGGCAAUCUCCCUGAUGCGCUAUGGAGCAGGAAUAAUUAAAUGGAGAAAAGACGAGCUAGAAAGUAUGGACCAGGAAAUUAAUGACAAUGAAUAAAGAACUUCAUCCUAGAAGCGAUGUAGCAAGAAUUUAUGUUAGCAGGAAAAAGGGUGAUAGGGGGCUGAUAAGUUGUGAGUAUUGUAUUGAAAAUGAGACAAACAGCCUGGCUUGGUAUGUAAAGCAUGCUAGAGGCAAUAUUAUGUCAAAAGUGAGAGACCUUGGGGCAAUGAAUACUGAGGAGGCAGUAGCACCGAAUGAACAUAAGAAUGAGACAAAAAGGCGCUUGGAGAAACGAUGGAAAGAUAAGCCGAUGUAUGGGCAAUUUACUAAGAAUACUGACGGAAUUGAUUGGGAAAAAAGCUGGUCAUGGUUAAGGAACGGAGAUCUGAAAGGGUGCACUGAAGCAUUAGUGUGUAGUGCACAGGAGCAGGCGCUGCGCACUAAUUAUACCAAGCACUACAUUGAUAAAACAAGUGAUACGCCUUUAUGUAGAAUGUGCGGUGACAAGGGAGAAACAGUUAGUCAUCUGGUGAGCGAAUGUGCUAAACUGGCACAGACAGAAUAUAAAAGACGACACGACAAUGUGGCAAGGUAUAUUCAUUGGUUGUUAGCGGAAAAGUGCGGAUUUGAAAGAGCCACAAAAUGGUAUGAACAGAAACCUGAAGGAGUUUUAGAGAAUCACAAGUUUAAGCUACUGUGGGAUUUUAUGAUUCAAUGUGAUAGGGUUGUUGAAGCUAGAAGGCCAGACAUUGUUGUCGUUGACAAGGAAAAAAAGGAUGUGAAGAUAAUCGAUAUUGCCAUUCCUGGUGAUAAUAGGGUAAAAGGUAAAGAACAAGAAAAAAUUGAGAAAUAUCAACCAUUAAAGGAGCAAAUCGGAAAUCUGUGGAAUAUGAAGAAGGUGACAGUCAUCCCUGUUGUGAUUGGGGCAUUAGGGUGUAUAUCAUAUUGUUUUGAAGAGCACAUGGAAAAGAUCGGAAUUGAUGUAAAGUUACAGGUGAUACAAAAGACAGCACUGCUAGGAACAGCCAGGAUUUUGAGACAGACAUUGUCUAUGUAAACUUGAGAUGAUAGAAUGGGACCUUUGUCAGCUUGUUGCUGACUGCUCCCUCCUAUAUUAUCCGGACCAAUUAACAUCUAUGUUUCUGUGAAUCACUUAAUUAGCCAUAAUAAUAAUAAUAAUAAUAAUAAUAAUAAUGAUAAUAAUAAUAAUAAUAAUAAUAAUAAUAAUAAAAAUAAUAAUAAUCCCCUUCCGUUAUCGUUCUCACUCAUGGUUCUAGUACGAUAGAAAUCUGAUGUAUCGUUCUGCGACAACGAUAGGAUUCAGUGACGGAUUUUGCUGAGUUUUAUGAGGAUUUUCAACUGGAAAUGGCUUCAUCAGCCACUGCAUUAUCAAGUCUCAAGUCAUGCGGGUUUUAGUGGACAUUUUAAAUGACUGUCAUUUGCCCAAGAUGAGAUGAGCUUUAAUGCGAGAUGACCUAGCAGCAAAAAAUUUUGGUAGACGAGGGCUGGAAGAAGGAAGGCUGUGCAGAAAAGGAGGAAGAAACGCUCGUGCUUUUCCUCUUGUUAACUGUGUAGUAUUUUGUACAUAAUAACUCUACGUUUGAAAUAAAUUCAUUCAUUUAAAUUGAAAAUCUAUUUUCUCAAAUCGGAACUUUUUCGGUAUCAGUUAUCUCAUAGUGCAAACAUAGAGUAUGUAACUUUCAGAUUAAAUUUAGGCCUUUUUGUAAUUCCAACAGAAGAGGAAGAUAUUCGUCAUUGAUAACAUCAAAGCUGUGUGUGACAGCAAGAACUUAAUUAACAUUUUUACGGUCAUAUUUUAUUUAGCUAAACAAUUUUUAACAUUUGUGGGGCAUUCAAAACUAGACUUCCGUGCCAAACAAGGAAGUGUGUCAUGCGGUAGAGUUGCAGCCCCCUACGGGUGUCCAUGCUUAACCCUAUCCAGACUAGGCUUUUUGAAACUUUCGGGAGACUAGGGGGGGGGGCACAAAGUGCCCCCCUCCGUAAUUUCUUUGUUCCUCUAGCUAGGACAAUGAACUUUGUUUGGAUGGUACUCUUAUCUUUUCUCCACAUUUUAGUAUUAUUGUUCAAUUUUUAAGUCACGUGAUUUCACGAUGACGUCAUCAUAAUGGUGGCCGGAUGAAGCAAAAAUUUAGAAAAUUUUUGAAAAUCUUAAAAUAUUCAUUAAUUCCAAAGCAUCGGGCUAAGAUAUUAAAAUAAGCAAAUUUGAUGAAUUUUCUAAUAGAAACAAGAAGAUUGACACAAUUUUAAUGUUACUUCUCAAAAUUAUUAACGUUCCUAACAAAAGAACUCAACAUAUUUUAUAUUUGGCUAUAGUUUUUUCUAUAUAACUAAAUGAUCGAUACAACCAAAUGUCAUGUUUGAGUUCAUUUUUAAUGCCUUAGCAGACAAAUUAUUCUAAACUUGCAGUUUUAUUAAUGUAAUACCUAUAAAUCUGUCAACAGAUGUGUGCGCAUGCGCAGCAGAAAAAUCAUAGAAAAGGAUGUUGAAUUUGAAUUUUCUGGUCAGAAUCAUGAAAAGAGCACAAAUUAAUGCCUAGAUACUAAUUUCCAUCAUUAUAUCUACUUUUGUUGCGAAUCCGUGGCAGAUUGAACUAUUUUUUACUUGACUAGUUUUGAAAACGCCCCUACACAACCCCCUGAUUAAUAAUAAAAAAAUUAUCUUUUUAUAUGAACAUGUGUCAGAUAGGUUAAAACUAAAAGUCAAGAGGUCUGAGGGGUAUUGCUUUCAAACUCCUGAAGUUAUGAAAGAAAAACCAACUAGGGGGGCACUUUGUGCCCCCCUAGUCUGGAUAGGGUUAAUGUACCUAUACCACAACGAUAACGGAAACGAUGACAGUAGACUCUAUCGUUAUCGGUAUCGUUAUCGUCGCCUGUGCUUAAACUCUCUAUUACCUCCAGGUCACCCUUGAGCAAGGUAUACUACCUGUUAGCUCUCCCCGAGGCCGUGAAAUACCGGGUUGGCGUCCGGCGGGGGCUAGUCUGUCUCAUGGGUAGGGGGGACUCUUCAGCCCUGGUCGGCGACCCCCCUAGUGAUGGUGUCACGAUGAAAAUACUGCUUUGUUGGUGAUGCAAAACCACAACCUCAUCUUCAAAAGAAAAUGAUGAUUAAUUCUGAAAAUAACAUAGAGAACGAC